Colletotrichum graminicola M1.001 is the source of this 930-nucleotide messenger RNA. RefSeq lists its product as uncharacterized. The record is from RefSeq and is a predicted model, not a curated record. The coding region runs from base 1 to 930 and encodes 309 amino acids. The transcript is spliced from 2 exons. Lineage: Eukaryota; Fungi; Ascomycota; Sordariomycetes; Glomerellales; Glomerellaceae.
AUGAACAAAAAUUGGAACGACAGGGCCGACAAGGACCUUUUCUUCACCAUCCUCUCCGUCAAGAACAUUGGCGUCAUCAGCGGCUCAGAAUGGACCACCAUCGGCAACCACAUGCGCACCCUGGGCUAUGGCUUUACAAACGAGGGCUGUCGGCAACACUUCCAAGGUCUUCGCCGUGCCCAACACAAAGCUGAGACCAACGGAGGCAGCCCGGACAACCCUCGGAAGCUUGAUCCCACCACAAAUCCGAUUACCCGUCGUCCUGGACCAGGUCGCGGAAGGCCCAAGAAACAGCCUCAACAGCCUGCCCCAAUGCAGCUUCCUGCUCUUUCUAACCAGCCCAGCCAAGUCGCUCAGCCCGGUCAAGUCGUCCAGCCCGGCGAAGUCGUCCAGCCCGGCGAAGUCGUUCAACCCGGCCAAGUCAUUCAACCCGGCCAAGUCAUUCAGCCAGGCCACCCCGGUCAGCUUGGACCUGACCAAGGACUUCAAGCCGACCAAUCUACCCAACCUGAACAUCAACCCGACCACCAGCAUGAUCAUCAGCCCGACCUCCAUCAGCCCGAUCCCCAUCAGUUAGACCACCAGCCCGACCAUGGUCAGUCCAUUCAAAACGAUCAAUCACAUCAACAACCAUCUGUAAUAUCCGAUGACCUCGGUGCUUUGCCGGAAUCUUUGGAUCUCCCUCUCAAGGAGGACCCUCUCGACAUAUCCCUUAAGGAAGACAACGAUGACGAGCAGGACGGCCACGAUGCUAAGAGAAUCAAGCUCGACAACCCCCCUCACGAUCCUUCCCUUGUUGAUGAUGAAGCCGUAUUAGCUUUGGCCGCCCACAGUGAGGCUCCUUCUGUCGAUGGCUAUGCUUCUGAAUAUCCAACAGCUGGUCUAACGGGGACGGACCCGCACAGCUUCACCUAUAAUGGCGAGACAUAG